This is a messenger RNA of Biomphalaria glabrata, 612 nucleotides long. RefSeq lists its product as uncharacterized. The coding region runs from base 79 to 564 and encodes 161 amino acids. The transcript has 2 exons. The record is from RefSeq and is a predicted model, not a curated record. Lineage: Eukaryota; Metazoa; Mollusca; Gastropoda; Planorbidae.
UGUAGAAUGGCGUGCAGCGAAUGGACCAGAACUGUUGCCGUUAAAGACACAGAAAGAACACAAUAGCAGAGAACGGCCAUGACCUUCACACAAUAUGACAGCGCCUGCCCUGCAGAACACCUCUUAGCUGAAACGAAUGAUGGACAUAGGUCUUCUAACUACAUAUUACAUAUGUAUGAAAUCAAUAACUUUGACCAUGAAGCUAUGAACGAAAAAGCAUUAACGCAUCAACUAAACAACAUUAAUGUACUGAUUAAACAGAAUGAAUAUACAACAUUAAAUAGUACCUCUACAGAAGGAGAUCCAAGUCUGUACAAAGAUCAACUACCAAGGCACGCGAGACCAGCUCCUUCAACAGUCACUGACCAGUGUCCAGCAUACACAUCUUCAGCUUCAGUUAUAUACUCGUCUGCCUUUUUUCCCCCUCGGCGUCAGGGAGCAUUUGACACUGUGAGACAGAUAAAUGAAGUCUGUCCACCAGGUUUUCUGAACAGACUUAAUGACAGGAAUACUAUCUCAUCUUUGUCAUUUCUGGAAAACCACAUUCGUAUAACCAUGACAUAAUGGCAGUUUAAUGACUGUGUUUGUAUAUGUGUGUGUGAGUGUGUGCGU